CCUGAUUUUAAAACAGAAUCUUCUCCCCUAUUUCUCUCUUCCAAAUCUCCCCUGAAAAACCCCUAACCCUCAGAAAUUUCUUCUUUCUUCCGCCGCCAACAGUAGAUUGAUCGUAGAAUCGCGGCGCGAUGUUGGAACUCCGUCUGGUGCAGGGAUCCAUAUCGAAGAAGGCGGCCGGUGCGAUGGAGGAUCUGAUCAGUGACGCCAACUUCGAUUGCUCGUCGACGUCGUUCGGUUAUCAGACCAUGGGUUUGAGCUUAUGGCCCUCCUACUCAGCGAUGAAGGAGCACUGCCGCUACGACCGACCUUCGGUAACAGAGGAUGAAAAUCCAUCUAGUCGGGAUGAAUCUCAGGAACCUGGCGACUGUGCUAAAAUUUUCCGGCGACUGUGAUAAAAUUUUCCGACGAUGGCAGUGACAGUCUUUUGGUUUCUGUUACUCUCGUAUAUAUUUCAGGUUGGGCUGAAAUGUGGGCCUAUUUAGAAUUCUUGAUCUUGAGGAACUAUAUAAGUACCUCUUGCUUUUCCAAUUCAGUUUUCCUUCGUUGCUUUUGAUUCCCAGCUUGCACAGUAGAAAGAACCUUCCAUUCGUCAAGUUCAGCAAGUAGGGAGUUUGCCACUUACACUCUGGUAGAUAGCAACAACCUUCAUUCAUCAAGGUGAGGCUGAAUAUAGUCUUGAAUCCAUCUAUCUUGCAUGGUUACUUCCCUUCUUCAUUCUAUCGCUUGAAUCCAUCUAUCUUUCAUUCAUCCUGGUUAGAAUACAGUAAGUAGAUUGCUUUCCAUGUUGAGGAAAGUUUUAGUGCUUUGAAUUGAUACUCAUUCUGGUUUCAAACCCUUUCUUCGCCCAUGUUUAAGCAUUCAUCCAACUCAUCAUUUCUUGGUUAUCUGUUGUGACUAUCUUUUCUGUUUCAAACCCUUCUUGAUCCAUCGUUAAGGAAAGUUUUAGUGCUUUGAAUUGAUACUCAUUCUGGUUUCAAACCCUUUCUUCGCCCAUGUUUAAGCAUUCAUCCAACUCAUCAUUUCUUGGUUAUCUGUUGUGACUAUCUUUUCUGUUUCAAACCCUUCUUGAUCCAUCGUUAAGGAAAGUUUUAGUGCUUUGAAUUGAUACUCAUUCUGGUUUCAAACCCUUUCUUCGCCCAUGUUUAAGCAUUCAUCCACCUCAUCAUUUCUGGUUUCAAACCCUUUCUUCGCCCAUGUUUAAGCAUUCAUCCAACUCAUCAUUUCUUGGUUAUCUGUUGUGACUUUCUUUUCUGUUUCAAACCCUUCUUCAUCCAUCGUUGGUGAGGAUCAAAGUUAGUGGGACCCAGAUUGCUAUGCAAGAAUUGUUGUGAUAUUGACAUGUUUAAGUAUAGCUUCAUUUUGAGUAUAUGUUCUAUGUUCUUGCUGGAAGAAUCUACUGUUGAUAUUGGAUUGUUAUUGCCAUUUACAGGGUUUUUAAGUUCCUCUUUGAACAAGAAGAAUGCCACCCAGGAGACUUAGAGCAGCCCGACCUUCGGAUCUUGGUGCCGAUGCACCUUUGGCGGUGGACUGGACGGAUGAAGGGUGGUUACAGCGAGCCGUGGAUGGUAAAAUCAUUCUCCCUAGUCCCAUUAGGGAUCAAUCUGAUCUAGCAACUUGUGGCUGUCACGCCGUCGCGGCUGCUUUGGAAGCGGCUCAUAACAUAUUGAACCGAGACAAGGAGCCAGGAACAACUCAGUCUAGAGAGCCAUUACCCCUACCGCCCUGGCAAAAAGUUCCAUCCACAGAGAAACUAAAUCCCUCAAAAGUUGUCGGAAUCAGGAAGAUCGAAAAAUUUGAGACUGUUGUUGAGUCAGAGAUACUUAAGCUGGUCGAGCGGCAGCCCGUCAUAAUGAUCUUGAAUCUCAGGAGCGCGUUUGAGAACUGGAAAUCAUCUGGAGUCUACAAAGGACCGGAUCCUGGGAUCGAGAAAAACAAUGGCCAUGCUGUACUCAUCGUCGGGUACGGAACCACAAACUCUGGUAUCAAUUUCUGGAAGAUCAAAAAUUCAAGUGGCAAGCACUGGGGAGAAGAUGGAUACUGCAAGAUCUGUAGAGCCUCAAGAAAUAUUUUAAUUUUGCAUGUUGCUGCAUUCAGUUAGAGGUUGUCUUUCUUAUCAAGAAAUUAGAAUAAUUAAUGGCUUUGGUCAUGAUUUAUUCCAGAAAGCAUGUUAUGAUCUCGAGUAAUUGGCGGAUGAUGACAAGAGGAGUAACUGGAUGUGCAAUAUUUAUGGAAAAAUUUUCUAGGAUUGCCUAUUCUAUAUGAAGUUAUGAGAUUUAAAUUCUGAAAAUUGAAUGAUCGUUGAGGAGCUCAAUCACAAUCCAUACAAUUUAAUGGAGGAACUCAAUAGAUUGUAUCCAAAAUUGGAUUUAGAGCAGAGAAAUACAUUCGAUGAAAUUGU
Molecule: messenger RNA, 2398 nt
Organism: Linum trigynum
Lineage: Eukaryota; Viridiplantae; Streptophyta; Magnoliopsida; Malpighiales; Linaceae
Source: the annotation of a GenBank genome assembly